This is a messenger RNA of Babesia bigemina, 3417 nucleotides long. Its product is annotated as phosphatidylinositol 4 kinase, putative. The record is from RefSeq and is a predicted model, not a curated record. Lineage: Eukaryota; Apicomplexa; Aconoidasida; Piroplasmida; Babesiidae. The transcript has a single exon. The coding region runs from base 1 to 3417 and encodes 1138 amino acids. Gene Ontology annotation, molecular function: 1-phosphatidylinositol 4-kinase activity. Gene Ontology annotation, cellular component: membrane; cytoplasm. Gene Ontology annotation, biological process: phosphatidylinositol-mediated signaling; phosphatidylinositol phosphate biosynthetic process.
AUGGAUGAGAAUUACGAUGAAGAUGAACCUGAGCACAUGGCGGCUGCUGAGAUGGAACACCUAGAUGCCGAUGCUGGCUACGUCAAUGAUGCUAAUGCGGUAGAUCAAUCCGAUCCUGAGAUUGAGGGCACGUAUUCCAGGACUUCCAGCGUUGUGGACAAGCUAGAUGACGAAGACGAGUUUGACGAUUCUAAAUAUGCUAGCGUGGUGGGACAGUCUGGUGUUGAAAUGAAGGAUGAAGCUCCUGAAUCGUCUAGUGACAUGGAGCAAGCAGACGAUGAAAGUGAUAGAGAGCGUUCCAAAUUGGCUGCAGACCUUGCUGCGCCAAUGGUCCUAGGUAGCGGCGAAUAUGAGUUGGAUGUUGAUCAACAGUCACAAUUAGCUUACAAUGAAGAGCGAUUAUUAUAUGAGCGUAAGCGCCUAUCAUACACGGAGGAUGAGGGUGAACAAAGUUUUACAGACAGAUCUGUAGAUGUGUCAUCUAGGGACCAAUCUCCCGCAGACAUGUUAAGAAUGUCAGAACGACAUCGCGAUGACACAGAUGAUGAAUUAUACACCAGGGGUGAGGACCAGCAUGCUGAAUCGCCACGGUCGGACCAAUCGGUUACCCCCAGGAACUUUGACAAAACAGACGACAUCAUGUACGGAGACCAGCCAUCCAAUGCAGACGUUGCCGAAUCUUCAGAUGAUGAACAACGCGAUGAGUCUCCUCAUACGGUGUCACAGGUCGACCGCCAGAAAUUCGAGGUGAUCAAGGGUGAUUCGGAUGAUUCCCGCUACUCGCCCAACAGCAGCGACAGUGAGGAAGACUUCCGCGCCGAUACUCCUCGUCCUGAGAAAUCAACCCAAUCGGAAUCUCUGGAGACGGAUGAUCGUGAACGUCAGGAUUCCGUGCAGUCGGAUGAGCCGUCAGGUUCGGAGACGUCGAAGAUCAGCGCUGCGAACAGCGAAGCUGGGGCCGAAUCAACUCAAGGCGACUCAACCCCAAAGUUGUACAAUGUGUCUAACAAAUCUUCACGAAAACGCAGUGAUAAUGUGACACCGGGCACCAGCGAGAAUCCGCUCGACAUCACCGACUUCAUAGUGGACUCGGGGAGCUUGCUGCAGCUCUACCAAAACGACUACUUCGACGCCUAUAUGCACAUGCACCAUCUCUAUUACAAGAAGGAGGCGGGCGUGCACGAAUAUCUGGUGAACCUCCUGUACUCGAAGCGCACAGACAACGAGGUGAUGUUCUACUUGCCGCAGCUCUGCCAGCUCUCGAUUUCAAAAUACGGCAAAUCGUCGCUUCACAGGUUCCUGUUGGACAAAGCGUCCACUUCGAUGCAUUUCGCUCUGAAGCUGUCGUGGUUCUAUCAGGCCAUUAUAUCGGACCAAGCGUCGAAGAUCGGCCACCUGGCGCAAAAAAUGACGCAGGAAACGGAGAUGGCUGUCGUCAACAGCAAGCUCAUAUCACCGGUGGCGACCUGCCUGCCUCCAACUGAGGACAGGGAGCUCAACCUGUGCUCCAAGGGCCUGCUAAUUCGCAGGGUUAUUAUACGGGCGAUACGUGCUGGGCACGACAGUGGCUUCAAUACAUCGACCGAGGUAGAUUUGUUGGACAGACCCAAGCUGCCCUCGCAACUGAACAACAGUGCGAUGGUGCUGACGUGUGCUACCUCCAAAGCGAAAUUCCACACUCCCUACGCCAAGAUCGGAAAUCCUCUGGAGUUGGACCUGCACCCGUAUGUCGACUGCCCCGACUCAAUGCAGUUCGAGCUGGAACGGCUGAUGCUGAAGCAGCGCAGACUCGACUAUUUCAACAUGCUUAGCAACUUCGUCAAGCUGUGCAUGGACAUCUCUAAGUUGCUGACCACCGUGUCAAAGCGUGACGCGCGGCAACCGCUGCUGGCGCUAUUCGCGAAGUCGAUGAACGAGUGGAUGCUGAUGCAGCGCUGCACCGUCGCAGCCUACGAGGAAAGCUUCGCAUAUAAGGGGCUGUCUCUGCCCAUGCGUAAAAUGGGAAGGGACAAACGCACAGGCAUUCCAUUCCAGUUCCUGCGCAUCGUAGAGGAGGAAACAAAGAUCUUCCUAUCCAAGAAACGCGCGCCUUUCGUGUUCUACUUUGAAAUCGCAAACCUGGAUGAGGAUGUGAGGCAAAUUUCACGCUCAGACGACCGUAAUGCCAUCACUGACGCCACGUUCAGGGACCUCGGUGUCUAUGUGGCUAUCGUGAAGGACCUGGUGUCAUCCGGGCUGCUGGACGUCGCCGACGUCUCCUGCAUACAGAACCCGCUGGACUGCAUCAGGUACACCAUGGGAAUGUUGCCACCGGAUGUUCUGAAGCGCUACGAGGAGCGUAAGAAGGAGUUCAAGAGCGGUUCCAUAGCCAGCUGGAGAGGAGGCGAUGACGAAGACGCCUCCUUCCUCAUUUCGUCCGUCCAUGAAAUGUCACUGGGUGCAGGCAGCGAAUACGGCGACAACAGCGCCCGCAGCGAGCACUCGCCCGCCAGGUCGCAGUCGGUAGUGGAGACGAAAUACCCGCUCAUCAGCAAGAUGUCAGCUCGGGAGGCCCAGGCGGUCAUAUUCCCCGAGUUGCUGGACGACAAGAAAAAGCGCAUCAGGCAGUACAGCCCCUACGGCAAGCUGGAAACGUGGAAUGUGAAGGCUGUAAUCAUCAAGGGAGGGGACGACCUCAGGCAGGAGUACAUGGUCAACCAGCUGCUCACGCUGUUCCAGCAGAUCUUCGCCAACGCCCAGCUACCGCUGUGGCUGAGGCCCAUCGAGAUCCUCGUGACCGGGCCGAAUUGCGGAAUCAUCGAGUUUUUGCACGACACGUGCUCUGUGGACGUUGUGAAGCGCAAGUUCAACGUGGAGUCGAUCGCCAAGGCGUUCGAGCGCAUCUUCGCCGACAACCUCUUCGAGGCGCGCAAGAACUUCAUCGAGAGCCACGCAGCGUAUUCCGUAGUGUCCUACCUGCUGCAGAUCAGGGACAGGCACAACGGCAAUAUACUGCUCGACAGCGAGGGGCACGUCAUCCACAUCGACUACGGGUUCUGCCUGUCCAACACGCCUGGCAACAUCAGCUUCGAGACGUCGCCGUUCAAGCUCACCAAGGAGUACGUUGAUGUGAUGGGUGGCGAGACUUCGGACAACUUCGAGUACUUCAAGACUCUGGUCAUCCGCGGUCUGCUGGAGGCCCGGAAGUACAUGGACCGCAUCGUGCUGCUGGUCGAAAUGAUGACUGGCGCGUACAAGAUGCCGUGCUUCGUGGCCGGAACGGCCUACACCCUGGAUAUGCUCAGGGAGCGGUUCAUGCUCAACCUGUCGGAGGACGUGUGUAUCGACCGCAUCAUGGCGAUGAUCGACGAGUCGCUGAACAACUUCACCACCGUGCAGUACGACAACUUCCAGAGGCUCACGAACGGUAUUAAGUAA